CCCAUGCGCAUGCGCCCCGGGGGCCAGGGAGGAGCGCAACUCCAGCUGUCUAUGGGCGACAAGGGCUCAACGGCCGGCGAUGGCUUCUCCUUCUCCUCCUCCUCCUCCUCCUCUUCUGCCCCCGCGGAGCCUGCCUUUGCCCCGGCAGCAGUCGCUGGCCUCCCCGACGGUGCUCAACCCCUUCGUACAGGAGGCGCGCCUGGAUAAGCCGGCCAAGACCCGGGCUAUCCUCUUUGGCCUUAUCCUGGUCCCAUUGCGAGUCAUCGGCAUGUUGCUCACUUUGCUAAUGGCCUGGCCCUUUGCAUUGCUGGCAACUUUCGGCGCCCCGGAGAAGGGGACGAUGCCACUUCAGGGAUGGAAAAGGAAACUCUCCUAUUCCGCCCUCACCUUUCUUGGCCAUGUCCUUUUCAUCGUGAUGGGCUUCUGGGUCAAAGUGAAGGGCAAAGUCGCCAGUCCCAAAGAGGCACCAAUCCUCGCAGUCGCCCCUCAUUCGAGUUUCUUUGAUGGCAUCGUCUGUGUUGUGGCCGGUUUGCCGUCAACGGUGUCGAGGCAAGAAAACCUUAUGGCACCCUUUCUUGGUAGAAUCCUCAACUCACUCCAACCUGUAGUAGUAUCUCGAGUUGACCCUGAUUCGCGGAAGAAUACGAUAAAUGAAAUAACGAGACGAGCGACUUCCGGAGGCCAGUGGCCCCAGGUAUUGGUUUUUCCAGAGGGAACAUGCACAAAUCGUUCCUGUCUGAUCACUUUUAAGCAAGUAAUAUUAGUAGCCAAUGAACACUAUAAGGUAAAGACAUCUCGCUUUCCCUUCCAGUUCCUCCCUGUCCACAUUCCAACCGAGGAAGAGAAGCACGACCCGAUCCUUUUUGCCAACCGAGUCCGUAACAAAAUGUCCAGUGCUUUGGGUGUCCCUGUUACGGACCAUACAUACGAAGACUGCAGGCUCAUGAUAUCUGCAGGGCAACUGACUUUGCCCAUGGAAGCUGGCUUGGUGGAGUUCACGAAAAUCAGCAAGAAGCUGAAUCUGAAAUGGGACAAUAUCCGAGAGCAGCUGAGUCAGUUUGCAGCCAUCGCCAAUGCCUCCAAAGGCGGCCGGAUUGGAAUCGAGGAGUUUGCCAACUACUUGAAGCUUCCUGUCUCUGAGGUCCUGGGGGAGCUGUUUGCCCUUUUCGACAGAAAUGGAGAUGGUUCUAUAGACUUCAGAGAAUAUGUGAUUGGCUUGUCUGUUCUCUGCAAUCCUGCAAAUACAGAACAGACUAUUCAAAUGGCAUUUCAGCUCUUUGACAUUGAUGAAGAUGGUAUCAUAUCAGAAGAUGAAUUCGCCUUAAUUAUCCGUUCAUCGCUUGGACUUCCUGAUCUUGACGUUUCUAACCUUUUCAAGGAAAUAGAUGCCGACAAGACAAACAAGCUUUCCUAUGAAGAGUUCAAGGAUUUUGCCCUGAAACAUCCUGAAUACGCCAAGCUGUUCACCACGUAUAUUGAGCUGCAGCGCAGCCAGCUAUACACAGAGGCUGAAUUUCAACCUGCCACCACUCCAAAAACUCCAGUUUCAGAGAAGAGCUCCUUGCCAAGGAAUAAAGUCUGUCCUCAAACCCCUGAAGAUGAUCACUCAAGUGCCUCGGAUAAAAAAGAAGACUGAUGUAUUGCCAAGGAUUUCAUGACCGGAAUCACUGGUUUGUUGUGAGUUUUCCAGGCUGUAGGGCCGUGUUCCAGA
Anolis sagrei ordinatus is the source of this 1711-nucleotide messenger RNA. The record is from RefSeq and is a predicted model, not a curated record. Lineage: Eukaryota; Metazoa; Chordata; Lepidosauria; Squamata; Anolidae.